GUACGGAACGCUUCUUUCAACAGCAGCAACAGUAAGUCAGCCACCUCGGUAGCUUGCUAGACAAACUAGCCGAAACAAUAAAGCUCUUUAGGCGCGUUAGUGUUUAUUGGCCACUGUGUUUUAAACCCACUUCUGUCGUCUAGUUAGUUUUCCGAUUUAAUUUCAUAUUUACGGUGUUGUUGUUAUUUUUCAGCUAGCGGGCUGGUUAAGUUAGCAAUAGCCGAGCUAGCUAAUAUCCCCGACCAUGAGUUCACUAAGCUACUCUCCUUCUGCUAAAGAAGAGGCGGUCUGCUGGACGGAGAAAGAAUCUCUCGUUAAAGAGGAGAAGGAAGAGGAGGAUAUCACAGUAAAACAAGAAAUAGAGGGUGAGGCUGUUACAGUGAAAGAAGAAGAGAAAGACGCUUUCAGAGUGAAAGAAGAGGAGGAUGUUACAGUAAAAGAGGAAGAAAAGUAUUUCAGAGUGAAGGAGGAGGAGGAUGCAUUUUUUGGAGUGAAAGAGGAAGAGGGGGAGAGGGGGACUGUCACAUUGAAAAAGGAAGAAGAGGAGGAAGCUGGAUAUCUGGGCCCGGUUUCCCAAGGGCAUCUUAAGGCAUCCAGUGGCUCUAACGAUGAACGUUCCCUGGUUAACACGAGAGAGAGAUGUGACUAUCGUGGAUCCUCUGGGGAGCCUCAACAACAUCAUGAUGCUGAUGAGGCAGAGGAGAGUCUCUCCACAUCAGAACACCUCAAGAAACACCAGUGGAGACCCACAGGAAAGAAAUCUCACUGCUGCUCUGACUGUGGGAAAAGCUUUUCAACAUCACAGAUUUUGAAGCUGCACCAGAGAACACACCCAGGAGAGAAAUCUCAUAGCUGUGAUCAAUGUGGGAAGAGUUUUACUACAUCUAGCAAUCUGACUAUACACCAGAGAACACACACAGGAGAGAAAUCAUGUAGUUGUAAUCAAUGUGGGAAGAGUUACUUAAGGUUAAAUUCACUAAAAGUACAUAUGAGAAUUCACACUGGAGAGAAACCUUACAGCUGUGAUCAAUGUGGAAAGAGUUUUGUUCAAUCUAGUGAUCUGACAGUACACAAGAGAACACACACAGGAGAGAAACCUUUUAGCUGUGAUCAAUGUGGGAAGACUUUUAUUGCAUCUAGCAAUCUGACUAUACACCAGCGGACACACACAGGAGAGAAGCCUUAUAGCUGUAAUCAAUGUGGGAAGAGUUUUAUUACAUCUAGCCAGCUGACUUCACACCAGCGAGUACACACAGGAGAGAAACUUUACCACUGUUCAAAUUGUGGGAAAAGCUUCUCAACAUCACAGACUUUGAAGCUGCACCAGAAAACACACACAGGAGAGAAACCUUACAGCUGUGAUCAGUGUGGGAAGAGUUUUAUUACAUCUGGCAAUCUGACUAUACACCAGAGAGUACACACAGGAGAGAAACCGUAUAGCUGUAAUCAAUGUGGGAAGAGUUUUAAUACAUCUAGUCAUCUGACUACACACCAGAGAGUACACACAGGAGACAAACCGUAUAGCUGUGAUGAAUGUGAGAAGAGUUAUACUGCAUCUAGCCAUCUGACCAGACACCAGCGAGUACACACAGGAGAGAAACCUUAUAGCUGUGAUCAAUGUGGGAAGAGUUUUACUGCAUCUAGUGAUCUGACGGUACACCAGAGAACACACACAGGAGAGAAGCCUUAUAGCUGUGAUCAGUGUGAAAAGAGAUACUCUCGUAAAAGAUCUCUGAUCAAACAUCAGAAAAUACAUACAUGAAGGAGAUAUUUCAUGAUAUCAAUGAAAUAACAAUGUAGAAUGUUUUUAACAUUGUAUUAGGAGUAUUUUAAGGAAUUUCACACUGUAGAACCCUAAACGUUUGCCCCAUUCAAUUGAUUUCAGCAUGAUAUGUAUAUUAGCCUCGGGAAAAAUCCUGGCUCUGAAUUGAAAGAGUGAUUUAAUAAAAAGUGACUAACACAAAAAGAGCUGUGUUACACUUACCAUGUUGGUGACCCACUUGAAUCAAAAUGUAACACUUUAAAUUGCAAAUUGUCCUCUAACCAGGGAUGUACACAUUA
Molecule: messenger RNA, 2061 nt
Organism: Oncorhynchus nerka (sockeye salmon)
Lineage: Eukaryota; Metazoa; Chordata; Actinopteri; Salmoniformes; Salmonidae
Product: zinc finger protein 501-like
Exons: 2
Coding region: 245-1762 (505 amino acids)
Biological process (GO): regulation of transcription by RNA polymerase II
Cellular component (GO): nucleus
Molecular function (GO): RNA polymerase II cis-regulatory region sequence-specific DNA binding; DNA-binding transcription factor activity, RNA polymerase II-specific
Source: RefSeq, a predicted model, not a curated record